This is a messenger RNA of Rhineura floridana, 7761 nucleotides long. It is a transcript of the gene SETD1A, whose product is annotated as SET domain containing 1A, histone lysine methyltransferase. The record is from RefSeq and is a predicted model, not a curated record. The transcript is spliced from 20 exons. Bases 405 to 6152 code for a protein of 1915 amino acids. Gene Ontology annotation, cellular component: Set1C/COMPASS complex. Gene Ontology annotation, molecular function: protein binding; histone H3K4 methyltransferase activity; RNA binding. Lineage: Eukaryota; Metazoa; Chordata; Lepidosauria; Squamata; Rhineuridae.
UCUCGCUUGAGUGCUUUGGCCCCGCCCCCUGGUCCCUGUCGGCAGCGGCAGAGGGUUGUCACCCUUUUCCCCUUCCCUCUUUUCUUUCCCCCUCCCUCGUCCUCCCCUCACAGGUCGCGAGGCAAGAAGAGCGGCAGAGCACGCGACGCUGCGAAAGAGAGAGCGGAGGCGCGGGCGCGAGACGGCCGGACGAAGGAGGAGGAGGGGGCCGCCGCCGCGCGUGCGCCCCCAGAGAAGAAGAGGAGGGGGAGGAGCGGUUUCCCAAGUGUUCUGUUUCACAUUAUGGACUGAACCACCUCCAACCAGGUUCUGUUGGGAAGGAGUAACCGCUGUGUCUGUACACUGCAUUUUGCCAUUAGCUUAACCACAGAAAAGAUAAUCCACAACAGGGUAAAUGAGUCAGAAUGGAUCAGGAAGGUGGGGGUGACUUCCAGAAAACCCCUAACUUCCAGUGGAGAAACUACAAGCUCAUCAUUGACCCAGUACUCAAACAGGGACCUCACAAGAUCUACCGUUACGAUGGAGUGCAUUUCAGCACCAAUGAUUCGCGCCAUGUCCCCGUGUGUGAUGUGCAGGAUCCUAGACGCAGGAAAUGGUCUAAAAACAGAGACAUUUCCCUGCCUGUCCCAAAGUUUAAGCUGGAUGAGUUCUAUGUGGGUCAGAUCCCUCUGAAAGAGGUGACCUUUGCCCGUCUCAAUGACAACAUCAAGGAGCCCUUCCUGGCUGACAUGUGCAAAAAAUAUGGAGACAUUGAGGAGAUUGAGAUCCUCUACAAUCCCAAAAACCGCAAGCACCUGGGCCUGGCCAAGGUGCUCUUCACCAGCACAAGGGGGGCCAAGGAAACAGUGAAGAAGCUGCACAACACUUCAGUCAUGGGCAACAUCAUUCAUGCCCAACUCGACAUCAAAGGUCAGCAGCGAAUGAAGUAUUAUGAACUGAUUGUGAAUGGCUCCUACACACCCCAGACUGUCCCCACUGGGGGCAAAAUAAUCAAUGAGAAGUUCCCAGCAGACUCGUCAGAGUCCCAAAGGCGCCACUCAACUGAUUCCUCCUACCCUAGUAACACAAUGCCUUCAACGCCUGGCAACGGCACACCUUGCUCUCAGGACACUCCCUAUUCCAGUGGCAGGCAGGACACACCUUCGUAUGGCCAGUACACGCCACAGUCUUCCCAGGGGACUCCGUACACCCCCCGGGGAGGGACACCAUAUUCCCAAGAUUCUGCUUACUCCAGCAGGCAAGGGACUCCUGUCUACUCUAGCUACCAGCCAGAGUCAACAUUGUACAAAUCCCGCCGACAUGAGAACAGCUUUUCAGACUCGUACUCCCGCCGGCAUUAUUCUUCUUCGUCCUCCUCGUCCUCGUCCUCCUCGUCCUCUUCCUCCUCCUCUCACUACCGCAGCAAUGACCAUCACUACCCACCCUACAGUCAACAGUUUGAUGGCAGCGGCAGCAGCAGUAGUGCUGCCAUAGCCAGCAGCAGCCGGUACCAGCGUCUCUCAUCCACCUCUGAAGGGCGGUCGUCUUCCUCCUCCUCCUCCUCUCAUCGCUCUCACCAAAGAGAGGACUCUGGCUUCCAUUCCCGGCAUAGGGAGCGCUCCCAGCGGGAGGAUGCUACUCCUUCUGCCACCCCCACCCCUGCCACCACCCCCACCCCUGCCGCCACCCCCACCCCCUCCUUGUCUUCGGCUGUGGCAACAGCAUCAGAUGGUGCUCAGUUCCAGAACAGUCACAGUUUUGCUCAGCAGAGUGCAGAGCACUUUCCAGCACCCAGUGUGCUCUACCCAUCUUAUGCAGCCACUCCGGAUCCAUUCUCUCUCCCGGCUGAAUCUCACGCCGUGGACCAGGACUACCGUCUGCUCCCCACAGCUGAAACUUUUGCUGCCAAUUCCUUGCCUCCCACCGAAUUUCUUGCUCAGGAAACUAAAGAGAACAUCAGCCCAGCAGUGACAGCAGCACUAGGGGCGGAGGAACAGUCCCGUUCUCCUGCUGUGCAGACCUCGCCAACCCGAUCUGGCUCCCCCGCACCUGAGACUACCAAUGAGAGCGUCCCCUUUGCUCAGCAUAGCAGCUUGGACUCGCGCAUUGAGAUGCUGCUGAAGGAGCAGAGGUCCAAGUUCUCUUUCCUCAAUUCAGACACCGAAGAGGAAGAGGAGGAGAAGGGGGCGCCCAAGGGAGUGGAACCACAUGGGCCCUGCACUCCCCCGCCGCCCCUUCCAGUCAGCUUUGAAGAUGUGGUGCCAGCAGCGGACGUGGCAUCAGGAGCAGAAUCUCCCAAAGCCAAUGGACAAGACAAAGCAUCUCAGCAGUCUUCAGGUGAAGAUAUGGAAAUCUCUGAGGAUGAAGCAGAGGUGGAGCCCCCAACCCCUGUGGCAGGGGUGUCUGAACCCCAUUUUUCUGUGAUGCCAUCAGCCCUCAGCCACAUGCCAUUGGGUGUGUCCUCCUUUACUCCCCACCACCGGCCAGAGUUGCCCCCUACCUACCCAAUACAGCCUCUCAUGUCUGUCUCCCUCCCACAUCUGGCGAGUAAAACCCAUUCGCUCUCCAACUAUGGCCAGGUGGGCCCACGGCAUGCUCACCGCCUCUCGGACUUCAGAGGACGGGCGGGUGUGGUAGGCGGAGGCCGAGGUGCCCCCCACAUCUAUGACUUUGUCAACUCUAUGGAGCUGAUGAACCGGCUGGGCAACCAAUGGGGCGGGAUGCCCAUGUCCUUCCAGAUGCAGACCCAGAUGCUGAGCCGCCUGCAGCAGCUGCAUCAGAGCAAAGGCCAGUUUGAGGACCCUUUUCCCUACCACCGGGAGGCGGCUUCUUUCUGUGGCCGGCCCCUCUAUGGCCAUGGCUAUCUACUGGACCAGGGUAGCCGCCACUUCCAGAGAGACCAGUUGUUCAUGCAACAGCUAUCGGCAGUGGGGGUCUCAGAACAGCAGCAGCAGCAACAGCAUUCCUCGGAGCAGCCCCCUCUGCCACCCCCGCAACGUCUACUUGAUUUCCGAGCAGCCCCAUGGGGUUACCAGGAGGAAAUGGCCCCACCCCCACCUCUCCCCAAGGACCCCCAUGCCUCUGUAGUGGACAGUGUCCUUGCAACACUUAUGCAGGAGAUGAAGAGCAUCAUGCAGCGUGACCUCAACCGCAAGAUGGUGGAGAAUGUGGCUUUCAACACCUUUGACAAGUGGUGGGAGCGCAAGGAGGAGAAGGCCAAGCCUUUCCAGAGUACGGUUAAGCAGCCAACCAAGGAAGAGGAGAAGGAUAAAACGAAAUUAAAAGACCCUGCCCUGCUAUCCCUAGUUGACUGGGCCAAGAGUGGUGGUACCGGUGGCCUGGAAGGGUUUGGCUUUGGGACUGGCUUUCGAGGAGUUCUCAGACUCCCAUCCUUCAAGGUGAAAAGGAAAGAGCCAUCAGAAAUCUCAGAGGACAGUGAAGUGAAGCAGCCAUGUCCUUCUACUCUUGCCGAAGAGGAUGAGGAGGAUAAAGAUUCCUCAGAGAUACACAAGGCUUCCAAGAGAGACGAUGAGCGGAUCAAAGGCCCAGGGAAACGGCGGAAACUUUUCUGCCUGGACAGCGAGGGAGAGGAAGCAUCUGAGGACUCAUCUUCUGAGAAGGAGGAGGAGGAAGAGCGACGGAGGGAGGAAGAUGAAGACGGUGCCAGGAAACAUGGCAAGAAGGUGGAGGAAUCUGAAGGCGAGAGCGAUGGCUCCUCCAAGUAUUCUCUUUAUGAAGAAUCUGAUGAGGACAGUGACAGCACUUCUGACUCGGAGAGCAGCUCUUCAUCCUCCUCUUCCUUGUCCUCCUCCUCAUCUGACGAGGAGGAACCUGAAAGCAUGGAGGAAAUGGAUGAGCCCGCCAUAGGCAGCUGCCCUACUGAGCUACUGAGAGAGAUGGAAGAGAGAGCACGACAAGCUGCAGACACUGAGCGGGGCAAGAAGAAACCAGAAGCAGGACUGCUCCAAGGCCAUGUGGUGGAAGAGAAGCCUGCUUCUUGGAAGGAAAGCAUCCCAGUCCCACCACUAGAGGAGAAGGAUGCUGGAACAGCACCAGAGGAGCGGCCCCGGCCAGAAGAGCGACCUUCCUCACCUAUCCCACUUUUGCCACCACCCAAGAAACGCCGAAAAACAGUCUCUUUCUCAGCUCCGGGUGAAGAUGACGAGAUGAAGACGACCUUGGAGAAACCACCUGAACUGGCUCCUUCAGUUCUUCUGCCCCCACCACCCCCUCCUCCUCUUCCGCCUCCUCCUGUCCCCACAGAAGAAGCACAGCCCCCAUCAGUGCCUGUGGAGCCCUUGUUACUGCCCCAAGUGUCCUUAAGCUCAGGUGCCCCAACUCGUCCAGUUGCCGGUUCCCUGCCUCCUGCAGCAUCCCCUGUCAAGGCAGCAGCCCCUUCCAGCCGCAAGAGGGAGCCCCCAAAAGCCAGCCAAAGAACAAUCAGCAAUCUGCCAGCUGACCAUGCUUCCCUUGUGAAAUGCUGGUCAGAAGAGCUGCUGCCAGCGGGUCGAUCGCGCAGCCGCUCUCGCUCCCGGACCUCAGUGCCCCUGCGGGUACCCCAGCCCCCAGAGGAAGACUGGCUGCACACGCGUGAACAAAUGGGGGCAUCCUCGCUGCUUGAGCUGGCAAAUCAACCCGACCUGGCUGUGUUGGCAGAUGUGGCCCUGAAGAUGCCUGUUGGUGCAGGCAGCGAAGACUCUGAGGAGACGGAGACCUCUGAUGAGGCUGAAGAGCCCAAGGCCCUACCGCCAGCUCCUGUGCUGUCCCUGGAGGUCAGCAGCAUUCUGAUGGAGCAUAACUACGCAAUGGCUGUCCGUGCAGCGCCAGCAGCUGCCCCCCGGAAAUCAGACGCGGUGUUGCUUGGCUCCGCUGACCUGUUGCGGGUGGAUUUGUACAGUGAGCACAUUGGCGAGGUCCUGGAGGCUCCUGAGGAGGUGGUGGCAGAUGCCAGCGAGGUCAAAGCUGAGCCUGAUGUGGGUGAACUUGUUGCAUUGCCCCCUCCACUUCCUCCGCCGGCUGAGAAGCCCAAGGCAGCUGUCCCAGAGCAGCAGCAGCAGCAAACACAGGCCAAGAAGCACCCCCCUUGGCUCAAGGAGGAGGCAUUAAAGGACCUGGGGUCAUUGCAGUUUGGGCCUGAGGAUCUGUUUCCUUCAGAGAGCGAGGAGGAGGAGGAGGAGGAAGAUGAGGAGGAGGAGAGCGCCGACAGCAGCGACGAAGGGGAGAUCCGCAGGCGCUCCCUGCGCUCCCACUCACACAAGCACACCCCAGCUCAGCCGCCUCUGCUGCCCCCUGCCUUUGAGACACGCAGUGAGUUUGAGCAAAUGACUAUUUUGUAUGACAUCUGGAACUCGGGGCUAGAUUUGGAGGACAUGAAGUACCUGCGACUGACGUAUGAGCGCCUGCUGCAUGAGGACAACAGCACAGACUGGUUAAAUGAUACUCACUGGGUGCACCACACCAUCACAAACAUUGCAAACCCCAAGCGGAAGCGCAAGUCAUCAGACCUGCGGGAGCAUCAGACGGGCUGUGCCCGCAGCGAGGGCUAUUACCACAUCAGCAAGAAAGAGAAGGACAAGUACCUUGAUGUGUGCCCAGCCACUGUGCAGCAGCUUGAUGCUGCCGAUACGCAGGGCACCAACCGCAUCCUGUCAGAACGGCGAUCUGAGCAAAGGCGCCUGCUCAGUGCCAUUGGCUCCUCUGCCAUUCUUGAUAGCGAUCUUCUGAAACUUAACCAGCUGAAGUUCCGCAAGAAAAAGCUACGGUUUGGUCGGAGUCGAAUUCAUGAAUGGGGCCUCUUUGCCAUGGAGCCAAUCGCUGCUGAUGAGAUGGUCAUCGAGUACGUGGGUCAGAAUAUCCGGCAGGUGGUGGCUGACAUGCGUGAGAAGCGGUACGCCCAGGAGGGCAUUGGGAGCAGCUACCUUUUCCGUGUGGACCAUGACACAAUAAUCGAUGCCACCAAAUGUGGCAACCUAGCCCGCUUCAUCAACCACUGCUGCACGCCCAAUUGCUAUGCCAAAGUCAUCACCAUAGAAUCCCAGAAGAAGAUUGUCAUCUAUUCCAAACAGCCCAUCAGCAUCAACGAGGAGAUCACUUAUGACUACAAAUUCCCGAUUGAGGAGAACAAGAUUCCUUGUCUCUGUGGCACAGAGAAUUGCCGGGGCACCCUGAACUGAGACAUAACCCUGGUGUUCGUAUUUAUUUUGUCUCUCCCCCCCCCCGUUCAGACCCUUUUCUCACCUAUCACCCAUAGCUCAACUUCUCUUGCCACAUAGUUGUGGUGGGAAAACACUCAGUCGCCUUAAGACCCAUCCAGAUACCUUUUAAGUUCCUAGCUAAUGAAAAAGCACUUCCCUCUCCUCAGGUUCUAAUCAACGAGAAGUCCCCUUUUCCUCCCAGCCAAUCAGAAAUGCUUCUCACCUCCCAGCCAAGCUGCCAAUAUUUUUGUGUGUGUGUGUGUUGCAAUCAUUUUUGCUCUAACCCUCAACUUCUCCCUGGGGAAAUUAUAAAACAAAACAUUGUACAUUCUGACUCUGCAGAAGUCAAAUAUCCUUCCCUUUCCAGCUUUAGAAAGCCUGGGAAUUAGUUGUGGCUAAUUCUGCACGGCCAACAAGCCCUGCUUCUAAGCUCAGAGAACAGAAAUCAGUAAGUGGUUUCCUUUCUAGGUUUUCAUCUAUUUCAGUUUAUGGCUCUCCAGCACACAGUCGUUAUUAGCCACUGACUUUGAGAAUGGCAAGUUGCGAGCAAGACUUCCCACAAAACCUUUUGAGACAGUGGAAGGCUCAGUGCCCCCUGAGGGCGUGGAUGCUAGUCGGUAGUUAGAGCUAAGAACUGUCAAAACCCCUGAAAUUUAAGAAUGGUUGGGCAUUUUGUCCUCCCACCCCAUUUCCUCCAAAGAGAAGGGUGUGUUGGUGAGUUUGGAGAGUUUGCUCUGGGUUAAAGAUUGCUCUUGAAAUAUUGCUGCAUGUGACCAGGAUGUGCUGGGAGAGGAGGAAUUGUUAUUCUGCCACAUCAUUAGGCUAUAUUUGUCAUCAUGGGCAAAGACGAACCUCCUUGUUUGAGGCUCUCUCCUAAUAGAAUCACCAUCCUGUUAAUUCUUCCUCCUUCCAAGCACUUGAGGCCAGAGACAUAGAGGUCCUGAAAGCCAGUCGUUCAUAUUGCAGCCUCCCUGUCCCAUUCCUUUCCUGUUUCUUUUUAUCCUGUAACGUCUAGUAAGAAGGUGGGGGGGGAGUAGCCAUAAUAAUGAAGGGGAGUUGAGUUUCUUUCCUUGCUACAGUUAUGGCUUCAACCCAUGCUGAUUUGCGGUAUAAGCUAAGACCAUCCCACACACCCACCCCUAAUAAUUUUUCUUUAGGAGAAGAAAGUUGUGUAUAUAUCUAUUCCAGAUGGAUUGGCUGUUUCUUGUAGAAACAUACACGUUUAUUAGUAUGUAAAUAUUUUAUUUUGUUUUCCUCUUCAUACUAAAAAGAAAACUGUAAAUAACAUUGCAUUGUAUUUCCUUCUCCUAUUUCUUAUCCUCACUUGCACUGUGCCUCCCUUUUCCUUUGAUGCCGAGUGGGAUUUUUUCUCUCUCCUGGGGCAGCGAGGGGGAGUGUAUAACCUUCUGAAUGGUGCAUUGUCAGGGUCAAAAAGCAUAUUUCUUUAUUUCUUCCAAAUGGGAGUCAGUCUUGAAAGUGAAAGGCUUUAAAAGUAGACAUAAGGAAAUAUUCUAAGAGAAUUUUGUUUCUUUUUAAAGUUAGAUCAUUCUGUCUGCCCUGUUUAUCUUAUAAAUAGUGUUGAAUUGAA